Molecule: messenger RNA, 881 nt
Organism: Linum trigynum
Lineage: Eukaryota; Viridiplantae; Streptophyta; Magnoliopsida; Malpighiales; Linaceae
Source: the annotation of a GenBank genome assembly
UUUGACAUAUUGACUGUUAGUCAUUCAAAAGAGUUCAGCAAAAUGAUCACUCGCUAUAGAGAGAGAGAACGUAGAGAGAGAGCGGAGGGAGAAAGGAGUAUUCAGGGGUGGUGAAUGUAGAUAGGUUUUUCUUUUUGCAGGACACAAUCUUGUGAUGGGCAGCGCAGCAGCAGUUCGACAGCUUCGAUUCGGCGGUAAGAUCGAAUGGGAUCAAAGUUAGUGUCACUCUCCAAAGUCAGAUUAGGAACGACAUGGUUGAACAAGUUGCAGGUUGAAGUGGAAUCGAGAAGAUGGAGUUUUGUGAUGGAUGAUUUGCAGAUCUCCUGGCUUCAAGGGGUUCUCCAAACGGCGGCAAUGAGAAAAUGGGUAUUCCCGAGCAAGUGCAUCAAGAAAAGUGGUCCUAGAACAAUCAAUGUUGGGAAAGGACUGAACCGUCGUGGAGCUUUCCUUCAAGUCUCUGAGCAGGAAACUAAUGGAAAAGUUUACAAAAUCAUAAUCCCUCAAGCUGAAACCUCCGUUGGUUGGGCCCGUCUCACCAGCUUGAUGAAGGAUUUCUAUUAGGCUGAUCUCCAAGCUCGCAACCUUCCAAACCAGACCUCAGACGCCCCCUGAUCUCAGAAAAAUGAUCACUCAUGGGGUCUCCUAUACCGACGCAGUCAGAUACAGGGGUUUCUAUGGGGGAGGGAGAUGUACCAUUAAAACUCAAGGAAGAAAUCGCUUCAUUUCUGUUGAUCCUGAAGGAGUGGACAAAAGGCUGAAUCUUCUCGGCCGAAGCCUGGUUAUAAGGUUUCGAUCCAACAACGAGAUAUUCUCCAAAAUACAUCUUCAUAAACUCCGCACGUGGGCAGAAAAGACCUGGGCUAUAAAUGAAAAUUUCGGGU